AUGCGUGUCGAUUUUGAAUUUGUUAAUGUUUGCUAAUAUCACUAUCAUUUUCAUGUCAAAGUUGUGAUACUGCAGUUCACAUAGCUCACACUUUAUGGAACACUCGAAGGUUAGCUAUGUUAAGAGGCAUAGUUUUGAAGGCAGUUGGGGAUAUAUUUUAAAAUUGAUUCACUGAUGUCACUUUGACAUCCGAAGUAAAAAUCAAACGCGCGAAUUUAACCUUUAAUUUCGUGGAAGUCUUCAAAUAUGAAGAUCCUAGGGUUACUUGGGAAACCAGCUAUAAAGCGAAGAUAAUAAGCAUUUGCAAACCAAUGGAUGAAAACUUGGAAAUUUUCUCUAAUACUGACUUCGAUGCUAGAUUGUUCGUCUCUUAUAUUAUUGGUACUAAUAAAGUUUCAAAUGUUUUAUGUACAAUAGAUAACCGAAUAAGAGAGUUAGCUACUCUGAUUCAUCAGCAUGUUGCUGAUAAUCACGUCGAUCUGUUUAAAAGAGCCUCUGACAUUGAUAAUUUACAAAAUGUUUUGCAGGCAGUUGAAGAUAAAAUACGAAACUUGUCAAUUUCUUUAUCAAAAGUUAAAAAGAAAAUAGAUAUUCCCCAUGAAACAUUAUCCACAAAUGUAACUCAUUUCAAAAAUCUACACAUUACAUGUGCUAUUCUUCGUAAUAUAUCUCGAGUAGCAACACUAAUGAAACGAAUUCAAAGUAGGUCUAAAGAUUUAUGUCAAUGUGCAAUGUAUGUAAAUGAGUUAAACUUCAUUUUUAAUAAUAUGGAAUGGGAAGGAAUCCAUGUAUUGGAGUCCUAUAAUCGUGCAUUAGUUCAAGUUCGAGAGAGUAUGGUGUCACAAGCAUGGAGCCUAAUCAAUUCAUCUUAUGAGUUAUCUGAUCAAACUCAAUUAGCUACAGGACUACAGGUUUUCUACCAUUUAAAUAUGUUAAUGGAUGUAGUUCAUGAACUGGUGACUAAAUGGAAAUCAGAAUUUGUUUCUGUACUAUCCUCUUCCGUUGAUAUAGAUUCAUUAACUCAACGUAUGCGAACACGUCAAAAAAUUCAACAAGGAGGUUCUGGUCCAGGUAGAGCCUCAUUACCAGCAGUUGGUGGUCAAGCAGCUGCUUUUCAUGUUGCUGUAUGGACUAGCUUAGAUGGAACUAUUGAUAAAAUGGAACAACUUAUUUCUUGUAGUCGUCUACUUGGUCUAACUUUAAUGAAACAACGUGAAACACAUAUUGAUGUAUGUAUGACAAGUAUAUGUCGUUUAGAUCAAUAUAUUUCUGAAUUAUAUCCUAGUCUAGCUGAAUUACUUAUACACGAAAUGCUUAUCGACUGGCAAAAUAAUAAAAAUUCUGAAAAAUAUUCUUCAAUUUUGUUAAUUUUUGCUUCAGCGAAUUUUAAAGAAACUUUGACUCGUCAAGAAGAUAACUCCGACUCAUCAUCUAUCGACAAUUCAAUAUUUCACAAACAAAUUAACGAUAAUCGCGCAGAUAUUCGUAAUUCACUGAUUUCAAAUGAAGGAUUCCUUGGUUGGGCAUCAGAUCAACUGGCCACUAAACUUUCUGCUGUUUCCAAUCAAUCACCAGUAAUUAAAGAAUUGCUUGAAGGAGAAUAUCCGAAAUUAUUAAAAUUAAUAUUAGAUUUGGAACGUCGUGUAACCAGUACGCUUUCAAAUGAAUUAUCUAAUAAUAGUAAUUAUGAUCAAUAUACAUUAUCACCUAUUCAUCAACAAACUAUGUUGGAACAACUACCUUCAUGUUUAGUUCGAGCACUGCAUCCAUUUGAAACAGCUUAUUUAUCUCGCAGUGUAUCACGUUUAUUUGAUAGAGUAACUUUGGCUUUUUCAACAUCUACAACAGCUGGACCAGAUACAAAUGAAUUAAAUGAUAUCAUACAAACAGCUGCAAAUGAAUUAGCCUAUGUUACUGUUCAUCAUGACCUUUUAUAUAAGGUUGCUCGUAAUUUAGAUAAAUUGAUUGCUUUAUUUGCAACUAAAACUGAAACUUUAAUUUCAACGGGCGGUACUAGUGCAGUACAAUUGACAGAUUCACAAACACUUGGACAACAGAAUAAUAUACAUUUAGUCAACCUUCUCUGUCAGUUUGGAACAAAUUUACAAUUAACUGUUAAUAAACGAUUGAAUAAUCUGAAUACAAUAACAACAUCUAACAUUAAUCAUAAACAUAAUAAAUCAUCUACAUUUUUAAAUGAACCCUUUCCACUGACUACCACAAUUGAAACAACAACACCAAUCAAAAAUCCACUUCAGUUAAUCUCGGAAUCAACAGCAAAUCAUUUGAAUAAUUUGUGUCAUUCCAUUUUAAAUCCAUUUCUUCUAGCCAUUAGUAAUAAAAUAGAUGAAAUUUUAAGUUCUAUGCAUAAUGAAUAUGAUUCAUAUCAAAAUGUAUCAGUUAAUGAACUAAGCAGUAAAUCGAAGUAUCUACAAGAUUUACAGAACUUUACUGCUAGAGUUCGUCAACAAUAUUUAUCUGAUCUAUCACAACCUCCAAAAUUUAUUAAUACAACACCUAAUGUAUUCACACAAUCAGGAUGUUAUGUUUGCGGUGAAUUCGCAUUGCAAGAUGCUUUAAAACCGAUUCUUACUUUGUGUGUCAACAGUUAUCUUUGGCGAUCAACAUUAAUUCGUUCUUCAAAAGAAUCAAUACGUCUUAAACUAGCCGCUGAUUAUAAGGAUUUCGAAUUAGCUUUAAUGCCACUAUGCUCUCCAAAUUAUGGAUAUACAUUAAGUAAACUAAUUCCAGAAUCUUAUGAACAAUUAAGAGAAUUUCCUUCUAUUCUAUCUAUGGAAAAUGAACAGUUAGUUCAGAUUUAUGCAAAUGAGGAUUCAAUUCAUUCUUCGUCAAAGCAUCUACUGCCGAGUUUGGUUUGUCAACAUAUGUUUAGCAGAGCACCGGAUGAAAUUCGUUAUCCCCAUAUUAUUGCAGGUUGGUCUACAAAUUACUACGUAUCGUGGUUGGUGAAAAGGGAAAAUGAUAUGGAACGUUUAGUUCUUCUACGCAAUGGUCUUUCAGCAUAUGUCCAUGAGGUCCAACUAAGACAACAACGAGAAUAUCCACCGAUUUAUUUGCAACUGAAAGAAUUUCUGGACUACCAUAUUGGGAAUGAUCAAAAGUGAAACUUGUAUGCAUACAUAUUUUUUUAUUGUGUCUAUUUAUAUGGGAUUCGUUUCAACUAAUUUGUUAUACAUAAUUUCAUCUUAAACACUGUGAUAAAUAUUUUAAUGAAAUAAAUAUUUGAUUUGUUUA
Messenger RNA from Schistosoma spindalis, 3255 nucleotides. The record is from the annotation of a GenBank genome assembly. Lineage: Eukaryota; Metazoa; Platyhelminthes; Trematoda; Strigeidida; Schistosomatidae.